UCAGAUAUCCAACUGGGAGAACAGCUGUGCUGGUCAACUGGUAACGACACGAUAACCCUAAACUUGCCGAUAUGCCCCUCCGUUUGGACAUCAAGCGGAAGUUGACCGCUCGUUCAGACCGCGUGAAGAGUGUCGAUCUUCACCCAAGCGAGCCGUGGAUGGUGGCGAGUCUCUAUAACGGCAGCGUUUGCAUAUGGAAUCAUGAAACACAGACACUGUUAAGGACCUUUGAGGUGUGUGAUCUUCCAGUGAGAUGUGCCAAAUUUGUGGCACGUAAGAACUGGGUCAUCGCAGGCGCUGAUGACAUGCAGAUCCGUGUCUAUAAUUAUAAUACACUGGAACGUUCUCACCUGUUUGAAGCUCAUUCUGAUUAUAUCCGCUGCAUAGCUGUCCACCCCACACAGCCCUACAUCCUCACCAGCAGCGAUGACAUGUUGAUUAAGCUAUGGGACUGGGAGAGGAAGUGGGUGUGUAGUCAGGUGUUCGAGGGUCACACACACUACGUCAUGCAGAUCGUCAUCAACCCUAAAGACAACAACCAGUUUGCCAGCGCUUCACUGGACAGGACCAUAAAGGUAUGGCAACUGGGUUCCAACUCUCCCAAUUUCACUUUGGAGGGGCACGAGAAAGGAGUCAACUGCAUCGAUUACUACAGUGGAGGAGACAAACCUUACCUCAUAUCAGGAGCAGAUGACCGCCUCGUCAAAAUUUGGGACUACCAGAAUAAAACGUGUGUACAGACCCUUGAAGGCCACGCCCAGAAUGUGUCAUGUGUCAGUUUCCACCCUGAGCUGCCAAUCAUUCUCUCCGGUUCCGAGGAUGGUACAGUGCGUGUCUGGCAUUCAAGCACGUAUCGUCUGGAGAACACACUAAAUUAUGGGAUGGAACGGGUGUGGUGUCUCUGCGGUUUAAAAGGAAUCAACAGCGUUGCUGUGGGUUAUGAUGAGGGCAGCAUUAUUGUCAAGCUGGGGCGAGAGGAGCCGGCCAUGUCUAUGGACAGUAAUGGGAAGAUCAUAUGGGCACGUCACUCGGAGGUUCAGCAGGCCAAUCUAAAGGCGAUGGGAGACGCUGAGCUCAGAGACGGGGAGAGACUGCCCCUCCUCAUCAAAGACAUGGGCAGCUGUGAGAUCUACCCUCAGACGAUACAGCACAACCCUAACGGCAGGUUUGUCGUGGUGUGUGGAGAUGGUGAGUAUAUCAUAUACACAGCUAUGGCUCUCCGGAAUAAGAGUUUUGGAUCUGCUCAGGAAUUUGUCUGGGCCCACGACUCCUCAGAGUAUGCCACACGUGAGGCCAACAACCUGGUUAAGAUCUUUAAGAACUUUAAAGAGAAGAAAUCUUUCAAGCCAGACUUUGGUGCAGAAGGUAUCCACGGUGGCUUCCUGCUCGGUGUGCGGUCCUCCAGUGGACUGGCUUUCUACGACUGGGAGAGAACCGACCUGGUCCGCCGGAUUGAGAUCCAACCCAAACACAUAUUCUGGUCAGACUCGGGAGAGUUGGUGUGCAUCGCGACGGAGGAGUCGUUCUUUGUCCUCCGUUACUUAGCAGAGAAAGUGGCCGUCGCCCUGGAGACCAAAGAGGGCGUGGAUGAGGAUGGGAUUGAAGAUGCAUUUGAGGUUUUAGGUGAGAUCCAGGAAGUUGUGAAGACAGGACUAUGGGUAGGAGACUGUUUUAUCUAUACCAGUUCAGUCAACCGGCUGAAUUACUACGUGGGUGGAGAGAUCGUCACCAUUGCACACCUGGACAGGACCAUGUAUCUGCUGGGAUACAUCCCUAAGGAUAAUCGUCUGUAUCUGGGUGAUAAGGAGCUGAACAUUGUGAGUUACUCUCUCCUGGUGUCCGUGCUGGAGUAUCAGACUGCAGUCAUGCGCAGAGACUUUGCCAUGGCUGACAGAGUUCUGCCUACAAUACCCACCGAGCAACACACCAGGGUCGCCCUCUUCCUGGAGAAACAGGGUUUCAGACCGCAGGCUCUGGCCGUCUCCACGGACCCUGAGCACAAGUUUGAGUUGGCGAUGCACCUGGGAGAGCUAAAGAUCGCCUACCAACUCGCCACCGAGGCCGAGUCGGAGCAGAAAUGGAAGCAGCUGGCGGAGCUAGCGUUAGCACGAUGCCAGUUUGCUUUGGCACAGGAGUGUCUGCACCAUGCCCAGGACUACGGGGGUCUCCUCUUGCUCGCCACGGCCUCAGGCAACGCCAGCAUGGUUGGCAAACUGGCAGAGGGGGCAGACAGGGAUGGGAAGACCAAUGUGGCGUUCCUCACCUAUUUCCUGCAGGGCAAGGUGGACCGCUGCCUGGAGUUACUCAUCAGAACCAAUCGACUCCCAGAGGCAGCGUUCCUGGCACGGACCUACCUGCCAAGCCAAGUGUCCAGGGUGGUAAGGUUGUGGAAGGAAAGCCUCUCUAAAGUGAAUAAGAAGGCAGCUGAUGCCCUGGCUGAUCCCACUGAAUAUGAGAACCUGUUCCCCGGCCUGAGAGACGCGCACCGCGCUGAACUGUACCUGAAAGAGACCCACGGCAGGAGCAGACCCGCCGCACAGUAUCCUUUUGUCACGCCCAACGAGGAUCGGAAUGUUCUGGAAGAGGCAGAGGGUUACGUGCCGAGUGAAUCUCCUGCUGAUUUAGAGGAAGACAGCAUGGCCACUGAAGUCACCCCUGUAGCUCCCCCAGUGGUUGAGGCUGUACCAGCUCCUGUGACGCCUGUGGAAGAGUCCAUUACAGUGGAGAGGGAAGACCCUGCAAUGCCACCUAUGGAAGAGUCCAUUACAGUGGAGAGGGAAGAAGUUGCAAUGCCAGCAGUGGAAGAGUCCAUCACAGUGGAGAGGGAAGACCCUGCAAUGCCACCUAUGGAAGAGUCCAUCACAGUGAAGAGGGAAGACACUACAGUGACAGCGGUGGAAGAGUCCAUUACUGUUGACGAGGCGGAGACCUUAAGUGCCACAGAGACAGGCGUGGGAGAGGAAGUACCUAUUACCAUCACAGAAUCAGAGGCCAUUGUAACAGAGGCUGAACCAGUAACUAUAGGAACACAGGCUGAACCAGUUGCCUUAACAACAGAUGCUGCACCAGUAACCACCACAACAGAGGCUGAACCUGUAGAUGAUACUCUUAUCCAGGAUGAGGAGGUUCCUGAUAUCUCCACAGAGGAUGUGUCAAUCAAAGAGCCCAUCAAAAAAGUGACACCAACUCUGGAAGAUACCAUCUCAGUAGAGGGGGAGCCUGUGGUCACUGAGCGUGCAGAGGAAGAGGCCCUUGCUACCCUAGAAGAGAUGAAAAUGGAAGCAGCCCUUACAGAAGCCAUAGCUUUUAAACCUGUCCCUAUUACCGAGACAGUAUCAGAGACCGCAGUCAGUGAAGCUGUCCCUGUUACCGAGACAACAUCAGAGACCAUAGCAACUGAAGCUGUCCCUGUUACCGAGGUAACAUCAGAGACCAUCACAACUGAGCCUGUUCCUGUUGCUGAGGUAAUAUCAGAAACCAAGGCAACUGAACCCAUCUUGGUUACCACGUCAGUGCCAGAGACCAUAGCAACUGAACCUGUUGCUGUUACCCAGGCAAUAUCAGAAACCCUCGCAACUGAACCUGUCCCUGUUACUGAGGCAAUGUCAGAGACUAUAGUAACACAGUCUGUGGAAAUAUCACAGACCAUAGCAACAGAGCCAGCUCCUAUCACAACACCAGUUAGAAAGCAUGAGUCAACUGCUGAGGCAACAGCAGAUUCUGUGGAAGAACCUGCCCCAGAGGGAGAGGUCGACAUUUUAGUAGCAGAAACUGCGGUUGGUUCUGGAGCAGUGACGGAAACCAUAGCAACAGAGAACAUUCCUAAUGCCGGUGAGGUCAUAGAACCAACUCCAGCACCAAUCAGAGAGGAAGUCACUGCCGCCAUAGCAAUAGAACCUGCAACUGUUGCCAACGCAGUCAGCGAUGGCAAAGUAACUGCCGCAGAAGAGUCUCUGCCCGUCUCUCGAGAUUCAGCGGAGGCAAUGAUCCCACAGGCCACGCCCACAUCCACACCAGCAUCCAAUCCCUCUCCUUCAGUGGACGUGGCCUCAGAACUCACGGCUGCGACUGACAAUCUGAGUCUGGAGCCUGAUGAGGAGGCCCUGUCUGAUCUGGAAAUGGACCUGGAUAACUUCGAGAUAGAUGACGACAUUGACACCACAGACGUGAACCUGGAUGACGACUUUCUGAAUGACUGAGCGGAUGCUGCUUCUCCUGAGCCAGAGACCAAACGCACCCAGACAGCCAGACUGGUUUUACUGGUUUUACUGUGCAUGUUUGUGUGC
This is a messenger RNA of Chanos chanos (milkfish), 4286 nucleotides long. Its product is annotated as coatomer subunit beta'-like. Gene Ontology annotation, biological process: intracellular protein transport; endoplasmic reticulum to Golgi vesicle-mediated transport; intra-Golgi vesicle-mediated transport. The coding region runs from base 72 to 4199 and encodes 1375 amino acids. Gene Ontology annotation, cellular component: COPI vesicle coat. The record is from RefSeq and is a predicted model, not a curated record. NCBI's taxonomy places the organism in Eukaryota, Metazoa, Chordata, Actinopteri, Gonorynchiformes, Chanidae. Gene Ontology annotation, molecular function: protein binding; structural molecule activity. The transcript is spliced from 22 exons.